GUGGCCUGGGUGCUCAGCCUGUGUCCAGGAUUCACAGAUACCUUCAACAUGGACACCAGGAAUCCCCGCGUCAUCCCUGGCUCCAGGGCCGCCUUCUUCGGGUACACGGUACAGCAGCAUGACAUCGGCGGCAAGAAGUGGCUGGUUGUGGGUGCCCCACUGGAAACUAAUGGCCACCAGAAGACGGGAGAUGUGUACAAGUGUCCAGUGACCCAGGGAAAUUGCACCAAGCUCAACCUGGGGAGAGUCACCCUGUCCAAUGUGUCUGAGCGAAAGGACAACAUGCGCCUUGGCCUGAGCCUGGCCACCAAUCCCAAGGACAACAGCUUUCUGGCCUGCAGCCCGCUCUGGUCUCACGAGUGUGGAAGUUCCUACUACACCACGGGGAUGUGCUCACGCGUCAACUCCAACUUCAGGUUCUCCAAGACGGUAGCCCCAGCUCUCCAAAGGUGUCAAACCUACAUGGACAUCGUCAUUGUGCUGGACGGCUCCAACAGCAUCUACCCCUGGGUGGAAGUUCAGCACUUCCUCAUCAACAUCCUGAAGAAGUUUUACAUUGGCCCGGGACAGAUCCAGGUCCUGGGUUACUAUAACCGCCGGGGGAUCAAUCCAGAAACUUUUCUGAGUGAAAUCAAAUACAUCGCCAGCGAUCCUGAUGACAAGCACUUCUUCAAUGUCACCGAUGAGGCGGCCCUGAAGGACAUCGUGGAUGCCCUGGGAGACAGGAUCUUCAGCUUGGAAGGCACCAACAAGAAUGAAACGUCCUUCGGGCUGGAGAUGUCACAGACCGGCUUCUCCUCGCAUGUGGUGGAGGAUGGGGUUCUGCUGGGAGCGGUCGGCGCCUACGACUGGAAUGGGGCUGUGCUGAAGGAGAUGAGCGGUGGCAAGGUCAUCCCUCUCCGAGAGGCCUACCUGAAGGAGUUCCCUGAGGAGCUGAAGAACCACGGCGCCUACCUGGGGUACACAGUGACAUCCAUCGUGUCCUCCAGGCAGGGCCGGGUAUACGUGGCAGGAGCCCCCCGGUUCAACCACACGGGCAAAGUCAUCCUGUUCACCAUGCACAACAACCGCAGCCUUACCAUCCACCAGGCUCUGCGGGGCGAGCAGAUAGGCUCCUACUUCGGGAGUGAGAUCACAUCAGUGGACAUCGACGACGACAAUGUGACGGACGUCCUGCUGGUGGGCGCCCCAAUGUACUUCAGCGAGGGCCAUGAGCGUGGCAAGGUGUACAUCUACAACCUGAGACAGGGCCGGUUUGUCUAUAAUGGAACUCUGAAGGAUUCCUACAGCUACCAGAACGCCCGGUUUGGCUCAUCCAUCGCCGCUGUCCGAGACCUCAAUCAAGACUCAUACAAUGACGUGGUAGUGGGGGCCCCGCUGGAGGAUAACCACAGAGGGGCCGUCUACAUCUUCCACGGCUGCCCAGGCAGCAUUCUGAAGAGGCCCAAGCAGAGAAUCGCCGCAUCAGAGCUGGCCCCAGGCCUCCAGUUCUUCGGCUGCAGUGUCCAUGGGCAACUAGACCUCAAUGAGGAUGGACUGGUGGACCUGGCUGUGGGCGCCCUGGGAAGCGCGGUCAUUUUGUGGGCCAGGCCUGUGGUGCAGAUCAACGCCAGCCUCUACUUUGAGCCAUCCAAGAUCAACAUCUUCCACAAAGACUGCAAGCGCAGUGGCAGGGAUGCCACCUGCCUGGCUGCCUUCCUCUGCUUCACACCUGUCUUCCUGGCACCCCAUUUCCCAGCAGCAACUGUAGGCAUCAGGUACAAUGCCACUAUGGACGAGAGGCGGUACAUGCCAAGGGCUCACCUGGAUGAGGGAGGGGACCAGUUCACCAACCGGGCUGUCCUGCUGUCCUCUGGCCAGGAGCACUGUCAACGCAUUAACUUCCACGUCCUGGACACUGCCGACUACGUGAAGCCGGUGGCCUUCUCAGUCGAGUAUGUGCUAGAAGACCCUGACCAUGGCCCUAUGCUGGACGACGGCUGGCCCACCACACUCAGAGUCUCGGUGCCUUUCUGGAAUGGCUGCAAUGAGGAUGAACACUGCGUUCCUGACCUCGUGCUGGACGCCCGGAGCGACCUGCCCACGGCCAUGGAGUACUGUGAGCGGGUUCUGAAGAGGUCUGCGCAGGACUGCUCCACGUACACGCUGUCCUUCGACACCACCGUGUUCAUCGUGGAGAGCACGCGGCGGCGCGUGGCCGUGGAGGCCACGCUGGAGAACCGGGGGGAGAACGCCUACAACACCAUCCUUAACAUCUCCCAGUCUGCAAACCUGCAGUUCGCCAGCUUGAUCCAGAAGGACGACUCCGACGGCAGCAUCGAGUGUGUGAACGAGGAGAGACGCCUGCACAAGAAAGUCUGCAAUGUCAGUUACCCCUUCUUCAGGGCCAAGGCCAAGGUAGCCUUCCGUCUGGACUUCGAAUUCAGCAAGUCCGUCUUCCUGCAACACCUGCAUGUCCAGCUGGGCUCCGGCAGUGACAGCGAGGAGCAGGACAGUACCAAGGACGACAACUUGGCCUUCCUCCGCUUCCACCUCAAGUAUGAGGCCGACAUUCUCUUUACCAGGAGCAGCAGCCUGAGCCACUAUGAGAUCAAGGCCAACAGCUCACUGGAGACACAGGGUGGCCUGGGGCCUCCUCUCAGUUGUGUUUUCAAGGUGCAGAACUUGGGCUUCUUCCCCAUCCAUGGGGUGAUGAUGAAGAUCACCAUUCCCAUCGCCACCCGGGGCGGGAACCGUCUUCUGAUGCUGAGGGAUUUCUUCACCGACCAGGUGAACACAUCCUGUAACAUCUGGGGGAACAGUACCGAGUACCGAACCACCCCAAUGGAGGAAGACUUGAGUCGUGCCUCACUGUUGAAUCAUAGCAACUCUGAUGUGGUCUCCAUCAACUGCAACGUGAGGCUGGCUCCCAACCAGGAAGUCAGCUUCUACCUGUUAGGGAACCUGUGGCUGAGGUCGCUCAAGGCACUCAAGUACAGGUCCCUGAAGAUCAUGGUCCAUGCGGUCUUGCAGCGGCAGUUCCACAGCCCCUUCAUCUUCCCCGAGGAGGACCCCAGCCGUCAGAUCACAUUGGAGAUCUCCAAACAAGAAGACUGGCAGAUCCCCAUCUGGAUCAUCGUGGGCAGCACCCUGGGGGGGUUCCUGCUGCUCUCCCUGCUGGUCCUGGCACUGUGGAAGCUCGGCUUCUUUAAAAGUGCCAAACGCAAGAGGGAGCCUGGCCUAGACUCCACCCCCAAAGCACUGGAGUGAGGCUCAGAGGAGGCCUUGGAUUCAUGGGCUGGACACCAGUCUGGGCGGUGUGCAGGCCCUGCUGAGCCGGAGUGGACACCAGCUGGCUUUGCACUUGGCCUCAUCUCAAGCCAUGGAGCCUGUGCCCUGAGGUGGACCUUACGCAGGAGUGAAGAGAAGCCACCCUACUGGACGCGGGAACACCUAACAGACCCCCAGGGAUUUAAAGGGACCUCUCCAAGGUCCCCAAAAGUCCCCCACCCCUGGCUCUGGAGAGCGUGUGCUGCACCAACCACUAGGGUGCUAAAAAUUCGUAAUCACAAUCACCUCUGGAAGGAAUCCCAGGAGGAUACCUAUAAAUACAAACUCACUCUGCGUGCUCCACCAGGCCUCUUCCUCCAGAACCACGGCACAGCAGAUCUGACUUUUGUGGUGUGCUUUCCCACCUCUCACUGGAGUCACGGCCACCCCCUUCCUAUACAUAGGCCCCAUAGGGCCCCUGAUCCCCUUCCUCCCAGGGAACCUGGGCCGUGGGGUCUGUGACAGCUACAAGCCAGGGAUGAAGACUCUGGAAUGCAGGUGGUGGCAGCUGGGUAGGUGAGAACCCAGAUGCUGAGUACACGCUGAGGCUAAACCGCAUCAUGCUGGCCCCACUCACCCUCUCUGAUCCUCCCUCUUGGCUGCUCUUGCCGAGGUACCUCAUGAGGAGCCUGUGAAUAACUCAAUCCCCUGGGCUCCACAUUCCACAUCUUCUGGCCGAGCUGUAGGCUGAGUCAGGGUUAAAGGCAGGGAGCCUUCCCUCCUUGCACCAGCCCCGACCGGACCCCUCCCUUCUCCCUACCCGUGUGGGGAGCAGGGCCAGGACAGCGCUGUGGAGGGCUCUGUAGUGCACUGAAUAACCCGGGUCAAGAGUGGUGCUGGUCAGAGGCAGGUGUCUCCAGCCCACGGGACAUGAAAGGACCAAAAAUGGCACCCCGAGGACAAGGGCAUGCUGGGUGCCCAGACAAGUAACUUAUGCCUUCACUUUCUUGGAAGAGGGACACAUCCAAAGCACAUUGCUCUGUGCAUAG
Molecule: messenger RNA, 4298 nt
Organism: Dipodomys ordii (Ord's kangaroo rat)
Lineage: Eukaryota; Metazoa; Chordata; Mammalia; Rodentia; Heteromyidae
Gene: Itga11
Product: integrin, alpha 11
Exons: 28
Coding region: 49-3249 (1066 amino acids)
Biological process (GO): cell-matrix adhesion; cell-cell adhesion; cell adhesion mediated by integrin
Cellular component (GO): external side of plasma membrane; integrin complex
Molecular function (GO): integrin binding
Source: RefSeq, a predicted model, not a curated record